Molecule: messenger RNA, 1416 nt
Organism: Sporothrix brasiliensis 5110
Lineage: Eukaryota; Fungi; Ascomycota; Sordariomycetes; Ophiostomatales; Ophiostomataceae
Product: sumo ligase
Exons: 4
Coding region: 1-1416 (471 amino acids)
Biological process (GO): protein sumoylation
Molecular function (GO): SUMO ligase activity
Source: RefSeq, a predicted model, not a curated record
AUGGCGUCUCAGCAACAGGAGGUCAACAAGCUGGUGGCCACGAUCCAGGUUCUCAAAAACAGGGAUCUGAUCUUCAUCUGCCAGAGCAAUGGCCUGGCCAAGUCGGGCAACAAGGCCGACCUCCAUAAGCGGAUCAUCAACUAUAUCGAUGCAUCCGUUCACGACCCGAACCAGCGAAACUAUAACAACAUCCGGAACAGUAUUAUGCAGGUGACAAAUGGCACUCUUCCGGGCAACUACCGCGGCUCCUAUCUGGGCAACUCCCCGAUCCCCUCCUCACCCUCUUACAACCAGGCCGGCAUGUCCUCGCCGUAUAACGGCACUGGCGGGGCACAAAACGGUCUCGGGCACAACGGUGCACGGGCAGUCUUCUCACACCAAGGGCUCCAGUUCAAGCCGAGUCCCUUUUACGAGAUCGAAGCACCAAUUGGAGACGUCCGACAAUGCGAGGCUAUGGCACAACACCGGAAUAGCAUCACCAUUGUCGUCCGCGCCUCCCAACAUCCCGACCUCCAGCGGUGUCUUACCGAUCCGGCCAUCCGCGUCAUGAUUUUUUGUGCGGCGAACAACUACGGCAUCCAAGAUGUGGCUUUCCCCUAUCAGUGCGAAAUCAAGGUGAACGGCGGCGAGGUCAAGGCCAACUUGCGGGGCUUGAAGAACAAGCCCGGUUCGACGCGGCCCGUGGAUAUCACAGACCAGCUCCGCCAGAAGCCGCCAACCUACGGAAACAGCUUAGAGUUCACCUACGCACUGACAUCCAAGCUACAAGAACAGGGCCCGCAGUGGCUCUGCCCUGUGUGCAGUAAUGCGGCACCCUACGAUGCGCUGGCUGUGGACGAAUAUGUCAAGGACAUUCUAGAAAAUACGCCCAGUGACCUCGACCAGGUCACCAUCGACCCAGACGGCACAUGGCACACUGGCAAGGACAAGGACCAGGACCGAGCAGGUGGUGUCUCCACUCCACCACGAUCCAGUGCCGCAGUCGCAUCGGUUGCCACGCUGCUCGACGACGAGUUUGAGAUUUUGUCGACCCCUGUCCCGCGAAGGAGCAAUGGCUACUCGAACGGCGACGGCGGCAGCCAGCCGAACAGCAAUGGCGGUAGCACCGUCGUUGGCAGUGGCCACGGCAACGGCAACGGCCACGAUAUGUCGAGCAGCAACCCCACGCUGAUCAAUAGCCGUGACACCACGGCGACGCCUAACAGGAGUACCGUGACGCCCAACGGCGGCGGCGGCCUCAACUCCAACAACAAACGCCCACGCGAGGUUAUUGACCUGACGCUGGACAGUGACGAGGAUGACGAGCCUCUACCACGCCGGUUUAAGCGACAAAACACGGGCACUGGCACGGGCUAUGGCGGGUCUGGUUCGUCUGCGGCACUGUAUGACGGUGUAAUGGGAAACGCCCAAUUCUAG